Messenger RNA from Daucus carota subsp. sativus, 2206 nucleotides. RefSeq lists its product as uncharacterized. The record is from RefSeq and is a predicted model, not a curated record. The transcript is spliced from 5 exons. Lineage: Eukaryota; Viridiplantae; Streptophyta; Magnoliopsida; Apiales; Apiaceae. Gene Ontology annotation, molecular function: microfilament motor activity; asparagine synthase (glutamine-hydrolyzing) activity; actin filament binding. Gene Ontology annotation, biological process: vesicle transport along actin filament; actin filament organization. Gene Ontology annotation, cellular component: vesicle; myosin complex; cytosol. Bases 1531 to 2058 code for a protein of 175 amino acids.
UCGACACGGGCUGUAGAAUGAAUUGAGCUGCAGAAUCAAUUAGUCACACCUCCUCAGAAAAUCAUUGAGAAGAUAUUUGAUUUCUUCAUAUCUUGAUUUCUCGAUCUCAAUUGUUAAUCUCGGAGGAAUCUCUAUUGCUAUUCUCGACUUGCGAUUCGCUAAUCUCUAAUCUCGACUGCUACUCUGUUCUGCCGACUUGUAUGUGCUCUGCUAAUCUGAAAUUAGGGUUUCUUUGCUGGGUUUCUGCUAAUCUGAACUGCUACUCUGUUGUGCUACUCUAUUGUACUUUGCUUGUUCUUUGCUGGGUUUGCUAGGUUUCAAUUCGCCGGGUUGUGAAAUUAGGGUUCUUUGUCGGGUUUCUGGUUGUGAUUGGAAGCUAUAUUCAUGGCUAUCAGCAGGAGCCAAAGCCUAAAACGCAGAGAUCCGAGUUUGCACUAACUAUCUCUUCAGUCCCUGCUCCUAAUCAUGCUUAUGCAGGAAGUAUUGAUUCAAUAUAUAAUCUUGCGAUGCAAAGCAUCACCCCUCCUUCAUAUCAUGGAAUCAAUGGGAAUGCAGGUAAUUCUGUUAGUGGCCCAAGUAUUCUUGCUGCGGAAAAUAAUAUUUCUAGUAUCAGGUAUCAAAUUGGGGGUAGCAAUCUUUGUUCCAUUACAAUAUACAGUUACUAUUUAAGCGUUAAGUUUCAGGGUGAAAAGUGUAAAGGGUGCAAAUAAACAACAAUUCCCGUACGAGGUGCUUAUCUUAUUGUUUUAUACUUCCACCUAUAUUUAAGAUUGAUUAUCACUACAAGUGGUGUUAGUGCUGACUUGGGUCUUUUUAGUUUGUUUUCCAGACGAAGUAAAUCAGUCCAUUGUAAUAAGUGGUGAAAGUGGAGCCGGAAAACUGAAACGGCUAAGAUAGCAAUGCAAUGUUGGGCUGCACUUGGAGGCGGAAGUGGCAUAGAAUACGAAAUAUUAAAAACUAAUCCUAUUCUGGAGGCCUUUGGUGAUGCAAAGACAUCAAGAAAUAACAACUCUAUUCGAUUUGUAAGUCAUACUUUUUUACAUGGACAUUUAAACUUAAUCCAUGAAGUCAUGUUGGCAAUGUAGUGGAAUUGGUCUUUCCUGGGCUACAACCUGCAUCCAUUUGUUUUGGGUGCCACCGGGUGCUUUUUAUUUAUAUUAAUUUUUAAUACAUGUUAUUACAUUUGAAAUGUAUCUAGGCUGAUUUUUUUUGUCUUUUUGUGCUCUCUUGCUAUCAUUCUGGAUCGUGAUUCUUGGUUCACACAGUUUUACUUGAGAAGGCAAAUCUUUGAUACAUGGAUCAUGCAUUUUACCAAGCCUUCUUCUUAACACAGCACACUAACUUUCAAUUCUUUUAGUAAUAGCAUUACUAUUAGUUCUACUAUUUGCCGCCUAUGCUGUUGUAACUUGUAUGCAUCUUAGUUUGAGAUAUGCUGCUCCAAAGAACAUUGAUGGAACUGUAUAUUUGUAAUGGAAAUAACAAUUCGGCAUCAUAAUACCUUGUAAUUCUACCUUAAGUCAGUUCUAUAAUAUGAUUUUAUAUGGUGGUCUUGACUCAUUGUUAGUUGCUUCCAUUGCAGCUCGUCAUUUUGCAGGCACUAAAUCUACCAAACUAUGUGAAGCACAGCUUCAAUCCUUCUGUGUUGGCCUUGAUGUAUAUCUGUUGCCUUUAAUAACAGAUUACAUUAAAUUGUUUUUGAGUACUUUAGUCUUCUUGUGCUUCACAUCAUUUAUGGGACAGGGGUCACCAGAUUUGAAGGCUGGAAAGGAAGUUGCUGAUUAUUUGGAAGUGCUCACCAAGAGUUUCACUUCACUGUUCAGGUCCCUGGCCAUCAGAAAAGGUUCUUGCUUAUUGCUAUGGCCGCUGAAGCUUCGGAAGUUAAGUAGUGGAUUGUAUCCUUUUCACUUUGUCAUGUGCAGCUCCAUCCUGUUACUAAGGAGCAAGUUGAUAGCUCCAUGGACAGGAUCAGAAGUUAAGGUACUUGUUAAAUUCAUGGUUGGAGAGGAAGAUGCGAAUGGUUCUAAUUUUUUGGUCAUGCAGGACGCUGAAGAAAAUUGAUACUGCAUUCAAAUGUAUAUCAAAUGUAUAAAUUUGGCUAUUAAUUGUUAAGUUUUCAUUACAUAUUGCUCUUUGUAGAGGCAUAUUGUUCCAUGUAAUAAUCAACUAUGUAAUAUUUUUUUCUUAAUAAGAUCCAAUUGAUGGUUUA